This is a messenger RNA of Trametes versicolor FP-101664 SS1, 1863 nucleotides long. Its product is annotated as S-adenosyl-L-methionine-dependent methyltransferase. The coding region runs from base 1 to 1548 and encodes 515 amino acids. The record is from RefSeq and is a predicted model, not a curated record. Gene Ontology annotation, molecular function: methyltransferase activity. NCBI's taxonomy places the organism in Eukaryota, Fungi, Basidiomycota, Agaricomycetes, Polyporales, Polyporaceae. The transcript has 7 exons.
AUGACUAUCUCUCCGAAGCAAAAUGGCGUCAGUCGCGACGUCCAGGAGGAGCUCUUCAAACAACGAGCUGAGAAACGCCGUCGGAAUGGCGGAGUGAGCCCCAUCCAGUUCCAACGCGCCCUGACUGUCGGCGACGACUGGAACUGUGUGUUCCUGACGCACCUAUCACAAGGAGUCACUAUGCACCCUGUCGACGUGCCGCCGAGCAACGUGCUCGAUCUCGGAUGCGGAAGCGGCAUGUGGGCCAUCGAGGCAGCGAAGCGUUGGACGUCCUGCAAUAUCGUCGGGUUCGACAUUCGGCCCAUACAGCCUGACCUCACCAUGAUGCAACUAGGCAUAGAGUGCCGAGAGCUCGCGAAUCGUAUCCAAUGGGUUCACGGUGACUUCUUGGAUCCCCUCCCGUUUGAAUCGGAGUAUUUCGAUUUGGUCAGAAUAUGCUGUGUUGGGUUAAGCGUGCCCGAAGACUCUUGGCAAGAUCUGCUAGAGGAAUGCGCACGAGUUCUGAGGCCGGGAGGGUGUAUCGAGAUAAUCGAGGAGGACCUCCUGUUCCCAGCAGGUCGUACGCGAAAGCCGGAUGCCGCUGCGCCCUCACCCGCAGGCAGCAUGCGCCGAGUUUCGGCGGAGCGGAUACGCAGCGAUUCAACGGCAAGCAGGCUGACGUCGCAAACGUCGCAAACAACACAAUCAACGCAGACGACAAACACUUCUUCGAGCUAUCUAUACACGACGGAACGCUCAUCGCAAGGGAGCAGCAGCCACGACUCCUUCCUCAGCUCCUCAUCACGCUCGCGCGCGGAUUCUUCCGCCCAUCUUUUCGCGCAAGACCACGCUAGGCUCAAAGAGGCAUGGGAGGAGAUGCUCAGCCAACGUUUCCUAACGCACAAGCUCCUCAACGUCCUCCCCUUUUACCUCUCCUCGUUCUUCACGAACGUCCACGUGCAUCCCACCAUGCACGUUGUCCUUCCGCCCCCCUCCACUCAGCGCGAGCGGAAAAAGGCCGAACCCGUCCUACGACCCGACGCACAAGAGCAGGAUAUCGCAGAAUGGGUGGAGGAUAUGCGCGCGCACGCGGUGCAGCUCUCGUCGAAUGGACCGAAGAAGUCGGACUCAGCCGCGCUGCGCGGGAGCAAACCAUCGGUUGCGACGAUCAGCCUCUGGGGCGCGCUCCACCUCGCGCGGCAGGUGCAUCUUGUGUCUGCGUGCAAGGAGGCGAUCUGGGAAGCGUAUUUCGCUUUGACGGGCGCGGCGAGGGACGCAUUCCUUCACCCGAACGACACGGUCAAGGAGCUCCCGAGGGAGGACCUCCGCGAGGAAUUCGAGCGCGAGUGGGCCGCUUGGGAAAGCGAUAUGAAGGACCGGAUUGGCAUGCGGGAGCACGUCCAGGAGGCGGUUACAUGGAGGGACCCUGAGACCCUGAGCCUUCGCAGCGGCUCAUGGCAUACCCCAUCGGAGAAGCGAAAGGGUCCGCAAAUUCAGGACCCUGACUGUGACAAGACGUCGCUCUGCAGGUCGAUGCGCGGGCUGAUCGCAUGGAAGCCGGCUGCAUAGAACCGCCCGCCCCUGGUAUUUUAUAGGACACGACCCUUUUACGAAAGUCUUCAUGCCCCCUACGACACAUGUUGUACUUUGUGCCAUAGACACCACAGCUUUACAGGAACUGGCAUCUAUCCGUGUUCUUGCAUACACCAGAUCUAUACCCGUAGCCAUUUACUUACGCGAAACAUUUUAUCCUGGGGAGUCGAGUACGGCUCCUUCGUACGUACUAGGCUACCAUGAAACGGUCCGGUGGAUUGUGAUAUUCGACGUCUGAACGAUCACCUUUACCCUACGCAUUGCGAGAGGUUUUUAUCCCACUCACACUCU